Molecule: messenger RNA, 1949 nt
Organism: Betta splendens (Siamese fighting fish)
Lineage: Eukaryota; Metazoa; Chordata; Actinopteri; Anabantiformes; Osphronemidae
Gene: cnrip1a
Product: cannabinoid receptor interacting protein 1a
Exons: 3
Coding region: 147-656 (169 amino acids)
Biological process (GO): negative regulation of signaling receptor activity
Cellular component (GO): plasma membrane
Molecular function (GO): type 1 cannabinoid receptor binding
Source: RefSeq, a predicted model, not a curated record
GUGCAUCUUUGCUUCAGUAACGUUACAAUUCCGCUUUUACGUUGAAAAAACAACCGGAAGCCUUGUUUUGUCCGGCUUGAACCCAGCUUCCUCCUCAGCAUCACCCGCUCCCCAUCCUACGGUAGGGAACCAAACAUCGAGCCCAGAUGACCGCAAACACCGCGACCAUGGACGAGGUCCCAGAGCUCAUCAACAUCGCCAUCUCCCUGCGGAUCCAGCCCAACGAGGGACCCGUCUUCUUUAAGGUGGACGGAACCAGGUUCGGCCAGACCAGGACCAUCAAACUGCUUACCGGCUCCAAAUACAAGAUCGAGGUGGUGGUCAAACCUGGACGGGUCGAAGCCACCAACAUGAACAUCGGAGGAAUAGUCUUCCCUCUGGAGCAGCAGUCUAGGGACGAGGAGUCUGUGGUCUAUCAUGGCCGGUACGAUACCGAGGGCGUCCCCCACACCAAGAGCGGAGACAGGCAGCCGGUCCAAGUCAGCGUGGAGUUCAACAGGGCUGGGACGUUUGAGACCGUCUGGCAAGCCAAGUACUACAACUACUACAAGAGAGAGCACUGCCAGUUCGGCAACAAAUUCAACAGCAUCGAGUACGAAUGCAAGCCCAACGAGACACGGACCCUCAUGUGGAUCAACAAGGAGGCGUUCAACUGAGCAGCGCUGUUUGCUAUGCUGGUCUGUCGGGGGCUUCAUUUUAAAGCUGCACUAACGCUGCUUCACACGUCAGAGGCAACAGGGAAAAGCUAAAACAGCAGCUCAGCCAACUGGACCCAGCAGAGGCUGUGUGCGAUGUGUGUGUUUGCCUCAGAGGUUUAGUUGUCACCACCUGCGUGUGAACUCAAGGUGUAGCUUUAAAGCUGGUGUGGGGCUAAAGGGACAUUUGGACAUUUCAUGGAUGGGAUGAAAACAUUGAGAUGAGAAUCAGGGUCUGAUGCCAGGGUUCUGCAGAACUCCAGCGUGUUGUCAGACAGUUUCACCUGUGUUUGUUGUUUCAGGCCGUUUCACACCUUUCGGUUCAGAUCAUAUGAGGAGCUUGUAAACUAGCAUCUUCCUCUUGGUUCAAAUUUUUCUCAAAGAAAAACACGGUGGAGCCAAAAUCCCUUCUUUAAUUGAUCAGAUGUGAACAGAACAUCCCAGAAGUAGAUGCUGCGUUCUGUAGCUACUGGUGCCGUUAGUCAUCAUUUCACCCUCCAUCAAUUAAUUAUCGGGUCAUCCACCAAACGUGUGAGAGGCUCUGCUCUUCCUCACGGCUCGACGUCUGCAACAAAGCACAGAAACCAUUGAUCCAUUCACAGCUUGUGGUUCGGUUCUGGAUCUGCACCAGAGAACACACUGUGACCAGGAUGUAGGCCACUGGGAGGAAAACAAGACAGAAAUCACACUAGAGUUUGUCUGGUUUCUCCAGCCUUUUCAAUCCCACAAUGCAUUUCAGCAGCAUCUCACUCGUCAUUUGCACUGUGUGAAGGGGAUCAACUAAAAUGUGGAGGUGCUUAUAUGCAGUGGGACAAGAGCCUUCACAGGCGUUAGAGCCGGUCCAGUACUGGUCUCCAGCCCAGACGCCCAGAGCAGCACGUGACCCGGUGGUCCCCGAUCUCCUCAUCUCACUAGUUGUGACCUCAUCCCCAAAUGUUCCUUUAAUGGCAGCACCUGAAGACCAGGAUGGACAACACCUGCAGGAGGAGGAAGAAGUUCACUGUAUCUGGUUCCUGUGGAAGUUACACAGAGAGAAGACACAACCCACCACUGACGUAGUCAAAUAAUAACCCUCAACAGUUAGAAAUGUGAUUAGGAGGAAAGAGACUUGUCCUGUGCCACAGAGUCACUGCAUUUUAACGCAGACGUUCUUUUAGUUCAUUUUGCCAAAUGUUUUUUGUCGUACAUCUGAAAGCCUGACACGUCUCCUGUAUUGAACUCCUGAAGUCUGAAUAAACCAGUGCUGAGCCCGUA